Messenger RNA from Penaeus indicus, 1378 nucleotides. RefSeq names its product leukocyte elastase inhibitor A-like. The record is from RefSeq and is a predicted model, not a curated record. Bases 26 to 1291 code for a protein of 421 amino acids. Lineage: Eukaryota; Metazoa; Arthropoda; Malacostraca; Decapoda; Penaeidae. Gene Ontology annotation, molecular function: serine-type endopeptidase inhibitor activity. The transcript is spliced from 5 exons.
UGACGCUGCUCUUCUCCCUCCAGACAUGAGGCUCCUGGUAGCUAUGGCGGUGGCGGCGGCGGUGCUGGGGCUCGUUCGACCUCAGUGCUUUUCGGAGCAGGACGAUUUCUCCGUCAAGGUCAACACUGACCUCUCGGGCAUCACCGACUUCGGCUUCGAGCUCUACAGGCAGCUGGCGCCCCCGCAGUCCCCCGAGAACUUCUUCUUCUCGCCCUACAGCAUCUGGACGGCCUUCACCCUCGCCUACUUCGGCACCGGGGGGGAGACAGCGGCGCAGCUCCAGAGGGCCUUGAGGGUCGGCGACAAAGUCGCCACACUCAAGCUCUGGCGAGCACUCGAGGCCAUGUACCGAACGCGCCAGCAAAACACCACCGCUUAUACCUUUAACAUUGCUAACCGCGCCUACAUCGACAAGAGUCUGCCGAUUCGCGACUGCAUUUCCAACCUCCUUCACUCGGAGGUGGAACCGGUUCAGUUCUUUAAAGUUGGCCUCGUUACCCAGGAAAUCAACGAUUUCGUCUCCGUGGCAACCAAAGGCAGGAUUAACAAGAUUGUCUCCGCCGCCGAUUUAAGUGACGCUAUCAUGGUGCUCGUGAACGCCGCCUUCUUCAAGGGCACGUGGCAGUUCCAGUUCAAGCCUACUGACACCUUCCCAGAGCCAUUCUUUGUUACGCCUCAGAACAGCGACCUCGUCCCUAUGAUGCAUCAGACCACUUCUUUCAGAUACAAUGAAUUCUCCGAGAUCGCUGCUAAGGUCUUGGAGCUUCCUUACACCGGAGACGCCAUGUCCAUGUUUGUUUUCCUUCCCUCUGAGGAAGGGCCUCGCGGAUUCGCCAAGAUGGUCGCCCGGCUCAGCGGAAACAACCUGAGGGCGGCCACGCACAAGGGCAACCUCUCCUUCCGAACGGUCGACGUGAAGCUCCCCAAAUUCAAGAUGGAAUUCGAAAUCAGAGACGAACUUAAGCCGGCACUUCACAGCAUGGGCAUAACAGACAUCUUUAACAGUGAAAAGGUGGACUUGACCACCUUUGGUCCCCUGAGGAAUGUUACCCUGGAAAAGGUGAUCCACAAGGCCUUCGUGGAGGUUAACGAAGAAGGCACCGAAGCCGCUGCCGCGACGGCCCUCAUCUUCGCCACCCGGUCCGGGGGCGCGAGGCCGGUGCCGAUCGAGUUCCACUGCAACCGCCCCUUCGUCUUCCUGAUCCGAGACAACGACACGCACACCGUCCUCUUCAUGGGAAGCUACAAGAAACCCGCGAAGGCCAAUUCCUCGGCCCGGCGAGCGGGAUAAGGGAGGAAUUGUAAAAUAUACAUAUAUAUCUAUAUAUAUCAGUACGAUGAUAAGCAUUUAAAGAAAUAUAGUUUUAUAUUUAUAUCA